This is a messenger RNA of Bradysia coprophila, 1461 nucleotides long. RefSeq lists its product as uncharacterized. NCBI's taxonomy places the organism in Eukaryota, Metazoa, Arthropoda, Insecta, Diptera, Sciaridae. The record is from RefSeq and is a predicted model, not a curated record.
CAGAAGUAGAAAAAAACCGCCACUUCAGUGAAACCUCCAGAGUAGAGCGCACAAAAUAUUUUGUUUCCAAGUUUGUUUGUUUGUUGUUAAGUCGCUAAUGGAAAGUUUCACCUCAAAUUCGCCAUCACCAAUUACUGAUGACGCUAGAAAGAUGGUUCAACGUAACGUUAAGGAAAUCGAUCGAACAAGUUCCACUCCGGUAACGCGACUUCCUCGUGAAUCAUUGGCUGGAAUCAAGAAGAAUACUGUUUCCGGAAUGGUCAACCGAUUCACACAAUUGUUGGAAUGGACAAAUAAUGAUGUCGUUGAUCGAAAGCCAGCCAUCGGUCCAGUUGGUCGUCAAGUGUCAUUCUUCACUGAUUUUAGUACCAUCAAUGAAGCGUCAGAGAAUGGCAUCGAUUCGAAAUUGAAUUCCGUUGAUAGUGGCUACGAUUCAUUUCGGCGACGUUCUCGCAGCGUUAACAGCAGUUCGAUGAACAAUGCAUCGCAAUCGCAAAGCUUAUUGGCGAAGUUUGAAAAGUAUCCGAACUUCAAGUUCAGCUAUUUGAAGUAUUUCGGAGUCGACCCCACCGAAUACUUGUCAACAUUUGGCGUCGAUUUCAAUUCCGUUUCGAAUUCUACCGAUUCCACUUGCAAGAAUUCAUCGAAUCGGAGAGCUAAUGGUGGUGACAGUGUCGUCACAAACAUUACGUUGACAAUGAGAAAACGAUCGCAGACAUUGCAUUCGAAAAGGACAUUUGAUUCCACGUCGAUAAAAGUCAGCAACUUGAAGUAUGUGGCGGUGGAGACGAGUGAACGAGAUGAGACAAAGUUAAAGAAAAGUGGACCGAAGAAGGUGGCAACGGUCGUAGAUUGUACAGAUUUUGAGGAUGUUUUCUCCACGAAGGCAGCUACGAUUCGAGAUGCUUUUUUGAAGAAAUCACUACGAUCGGUUGCUACGCAAACAUCUAAGGCCAAAAUGGAAUCUGUUGAUUCGGAUGUUGGUAAAUCAGUGCGAUCAGCUGUUACGCAGACACCUAAGGCCAAAAUGGAAUCUGUUGAUUCGGAUGUUGUUUCGUUACCUGGCAAAAUAUCUCCGGAUCGACGAUCAAAAGCUCUGAAAAAAACUACGGUCGACAAUGACCUCAAAUCGCGUAUUCAGGGUUCAAUCGAAUCAUACGACAGCAUACUGAAAUCUUUACGUGACGGUGGUAUUCGCAACAAGAAGCGCACCGCGUCCGAAGCAAAAUAAGGAGAAUGCGGCCACGGGCAACUGUAGAUUUGUCAUAAUUUGCCGAUCGUCUUGUAGUGUGUAAGUUAGUCUUCAUGUUUGUUACUUUUGGCGGACGUUCAGUCGUUUGGGUUUAUCAAUUUUUUUUCUCUUUAUUUAGUAAGCUAAUGUCCUUCUAUUGUUUCUUUACCGCAUCAUCAAAUGUUUUGUAAAAAAAAAUAUUGGCAAUAAAUUGAGCCUGUGAAAAGACA